Morus notabilis is the source of this 1084-nucleotide messenger RNA. RefSeq names its product lupeol synthase-like. The transcript is spliced from 11 exons. Gene Ontology annotation, biological process: triterpenoid biosynthetic process. Gene Ontology annotation, molecular function: intramolecular transferase activity. Lineage: Eukaryota; Viridiplantae; Streptophyta; Magnoliopsida; Rosales; Moraceae. Gene Ontology annotation, cellular component: lipid droplet. The record is from RefSeq and is a predicted model, not a curated record. The annotation marks the transcript as partial.
AUUGGAUGUGUUGAGAAGUUAUUAUGCAUGCUUGCCGUCUGGGUCGAAGAUCCAAAAUCAGAAGCAAACAAGUUUCAUUUGGGUAGAAUACCCGAUUACCUUUGGAUUGCCGAGGACGGACUAAAAUUCCAGAGUUUUGGCUCUCAAAUGUGGGAUGUGGGAUUUAUAAUUCAAGCAUAUUUAUCGAGUAAUCUAAUCGAAGAGUUUUUACCGACGCUUCGAAGAGCACAUGACUUUGUGAAGGCAUCCCAGGUUUGUCAAAAUCCCUCUGGAGACUUCGCCAAGAUGGGCAGGCACAUAUCUAAGGGCGCAUGGACAUUCUCGACGCAAGAUCACGGCUGGCAAGUUUCCGAUUGUACCGGAGAAGGACUAAAGGUUUCGCUCUUGUUCUCGCUUAUGCCAACAGAGCUAGUAGGAGAAAAGAUUGAAACGCAACGUUUCUAUGAUGCAGUGAACGUCAUUCUUUCCUUACGGAGCAAAAAUGGUGGCUUCCCUGCUUGGGAGAGUCAAAGAACAUUCAGUUGGGUUGAGAAAUUCAACCCCACAGAGUUCUUUGAGGCGACCUUUAUUGAGCGAGAGUACGUAGAGUGCACUUCUUCAGCAAUUCAAGGACUCAAACUGUUUAGGAGAUUGUACCCGGCGCAUCGAGGAAAAGAAAUAGACAAUUGCAUAUUAAAAGGGAUACAAUAUCUUGAAGACCAACAAAAUCCUGAUGGUUCAUGGUAUGGCUCCUGGGGUAUAUGCUUCACUUAUGGUACAUGGUUUGCCGUGGAAGGGCUUGUAACUUGUGGGAAAAGCUACAAUAAUAGUCCGACCUUACGUAAAGCAUGCAAAUUUUUAUUAUCAAAGCAGUUACCAAAUGGUGGAUGGGGAGAAAGUUACCUUUCUAGCCAAGAUAAGGUUUACACUAAUUUGGAAGGCGAUCGUGCAAAUUUAGUCCAGACUGCUUGGGCAUUGUUGGCUCUCAUUACUGCUGGGCAGGCCGAGAUAGAUCCAACACCCAUACAUCGUGGAAUAAGAGUAUUGAUCAACAUGCAAAUGGAAGAUGGCGACUUCCCUCAACAGGUACUAAUUGAAUUGAGAU